CAUAUUGUAGGUUAUGUGCCUGUUGUAGCGUGUACGCGGUCCGACUGCAAAGACAGAUUCUGUCUGUUUAGAAAAAAAUCGUCUUUACCGCAAUGUUUAGAGACGGCCGAAUCCGUCGGAAUUAGUAAUAAUAUCGAAUUACGGUCGAGCUUUUCUCCGCUGCAUUACAGGUGGUCUCGUGAAUGUGGUGGAACGAUUGUUACAGUUUUUAAAUUGAAAUCAGUGUGACAGCUACAGCAGUGUAUCAUAUAUCAUGUUGUCCGAGUCGUCGUACAGCGGUGAAAUGGAAAAACGGCCACUGCUCUCGUCCAAAAAAAUACCCAUCAGGCGUUCGCUAUUGGCGAGUUUUCUUGCUUCCGUGAUGUCAUUUGCUUCGGGGACCGUGGUUGGUGGCUGGACGGCUCCGCAGCAUCCCGAAUCCGUUGGAGAGAUGAUGUUCAUGAUGAACUCCAUGGAAAUAUCGUCAUGGGUCGUUUCCAUUUACCUGAUUGGCGCGCUCCUGGGUGCACUUCCGGCCGGCCAGUUAUCCCGCUCCAUCGGCCGCAAGAAGUUCCUGCUGUUGCUCGCAAUUCCCAUGACGCUUGGAUGGCUAUUGAUCACGAUCUUCGUGAAUCACGUGUCCUUGAUUCUAGUCGGACGUUUCCUGUGCGGACUGUCGCUGGGUGCCGUCACGGUGGCUGUGCCACUGUACAACUACGACGUGGCGCCAGACGUGUGCCGCGGCCGUGGUGGCGUGUUCCUCGACUUCAUGCUGUGCGUGGGCAUCCUGUACUCAUACGUGUCCAGCGCCCUGCUGGGCCUCCGCAUGUUCGCGUUCACCUGCGCCCUCUUUCCCCUAGUGUUCUGCGUCCUUUUCUGGCGCAUGCCCGAAUCGCCGCUGUACCUGUACAGCCGAGGGCGCUUCGUGGACGCCAAAGCAGCCCUCAGAUGGCUGCAGGGAGACGACUGCGACGUUUCCGCCGCAUUCGACGAGUACGCGAAACUGCAGACGGAAGACGAUGUGCUUCCCGCCGACAAGGAAUCGCAAUCCCCAGGAAGGAAGAGAGCUUUCGUGAAAGCAGUUGUCUUGUCCUUGUUGUUGGCCACCGUGCAGAGGAUGUCCGGCGCCGGAGCCAUCAUACAGUACACGGCGAAACUUUUCAGCAUAUCGGGAUCGUCGGUGGCGCCAAACACGGCUUCCAUAAUAACCGGAGUUUUCCAGCUGAUCGGUUCUGGCAUCACCAUUUUCCUCAUCGACCGGGUGGGCCGCCGAAAACUUCUACUCGUCUCGUCAUCAGUCGUGGUGGCGUGCUUGGCCAUGUUGACUCUAUACUUCUAUUUCUUGAAUAAAGGCAUGUUGGAGAACUCCUUGAAAAUACUACCGAUAGUCAUAGUAUGCACGUUCAUUUCGUUCUUCAGGCUCGGGCUGGGACCGAUACCGUGGUUCAUUACCACCGAGCUUAUCGGAGCCGAUCACUCUAAUCGCGCCCAGUCUUGCAUAGUCUCGUACUCGUGGAUAUUGUCGUUUGUAGUGAUGAAAACAUUUGUCAUGCUGGUCGACGAGUGGCCAGUGGCCUUGUGGCUUGGUUACACCGUCAUAUCAGUUGUCGGCUAUCUAUUCGUAUUGUUUUUCGUACCUGAAACCAACAACAAGAGUGCUGAUGAAAUCCGCCUGUCACUAGCAAAAACGUAUCAAAUAAAUUCGUCCUGAUUAUUUUGUAUUAAUAAAAUUUAAUAACAUAAAUUAAAUUAAAUAAUAUUUUUUUUAUAUAUUUUAUAUAUUUUUUUACAUUAUAUAUUUUUACUACUGUUCUAAAUAAUGCGUACAUUAAUUUUUUUUGUCAAUUUUAUUUGUUUACAUGUGGUUGUACUUUUUUUAUUUUUAGGUGUAUGCUCCUUAUUUAUAUAGGUAAACGAUUAUAGUUAAAUUAAGUUAUUAUAAUAUUACAUUUUUUUUUUGUGAACUGUGUUAAAUACGCAAUACACGAUACUGGUCAUGAAUACCAGAAUACUGCCCUUAUUUUAAGGUAAUGUUCCAUAUAAUAAUAUUCUGUUAUACAAAUAAAAUAUAACUACAUUCGUCAAUUAUA
Molecule: messenger RNA, 2069 nt
Organism: Acyrthosiphon pisum (pea aphid)
Lineage: Eukaryota; Metazoa; Arthropoda; Insecta; Hemiptera; Aphididae
Product: facilitated trehalose transporter Tret1
Exons: 7
Coding region: 254-1690 (478 amino acids)
Biological process (GO): transmembrane transport
Cellular component (GO): membrane
Molecular function (GO): transmembrane transporter activity
Source: RefSeq, a predicted model, not a curated record